ACACUCUCGCUGUGUACCGUGAUAAACAAAACAAACCCCCGACAGCGCGACCGGAGCGGACCUACGGCAAGCGUAAACCGAUUGAAGCCGGGGGUGUAGAAAUUAGUGUCUAAACGAAACUCUUCCUAGCAGCUGGCACACGCGGUCUGUCUGGUGCUGGUAGAUUCUAAGAAAAGUGCACCCGCACUAGGUUCGGUUUGCGUUUUUGCGACUACUGUUACCAUAGAAACGCAUUCGCUUACUAUCACUUCCCUCUUUCACGCGUGGUUAAGGAAAAAAGGGGUAGCAGGGCAAAGAAAGAAGAACCCUCCAACUUUCCUCUUAGUAGACCGACGGACCCGCACUUUCACUCGACCCGGUGGUAGCUGUUGGUGAUUCACUAACUCAUAUUACGGGCCAGUCAAAGGCGAACCGUCCAGACGGAUCGAUCAACAUUUUCGGAUGGUGUUUUUUUUGUUUUGUUCACCUCAGUCGUAUCAUCGCUCAUUUGCCGUUUAGCGCGAGUGAAAAUCGAUAUCGUACCAUAGCCGGCAGCACCCGCGUAACACACUGCGAGAAUCGCUAACGAGAACCAGUGAAUCAGUGUCAUAAAAGUGGUCAACCAAGCUUGAUUGGUUGCCGUAGUCGAUAGACGUACCACCACCUGUCGGUACUGUCGCGGGAUUCCGCGAAAACACGCACCGCGCAAAGAGGCCGAAAGCAGGGAAACGCACUGUACGCGAAAACACUUUCGCGCGCUUCCAGCCGCACCGAACGCGUAAAGAAUAUUUAACGCACCCUUCCUGUGCACACAGCACAACGGUGAAACUUUCGGCCAGGCCCACCCACAUUCGACCAUUAGUGAGUUUUUUUUACCCCAUUAGUUUGAUCCGUGCAGUGGCAGUUUGCGGAUGCGUUGCAGCUAAUCUUGCCCGAGAGUGACAACUUGAUAGUGAGUGUGUGCUCGUUUGUUAGAAUGUAUCUAACGGUGUAUGUAACCAUUUCCGGUACAUGCUUUAAUGUCCGAUGAGCAUAGUGAGCAGUAGUGAACAAUUAAAGUGUGUGUGUGUGUUUGUGCGAAUUUAUGUAUGAUAUAGUGUGGCGGUGAUAAGCGUGUUCGUCGGUGUGGUUGUUUGUUGUUGCGCCAGAGUGCUUAUCAUAGCGCAGUGUGUAGUGUGACAAACGUCACGGCAAUAGUUCGCUUCACACAUCGGUGAUGAGACGAGCAUAAUGGCUGGAAGAAGGAACUUCAGUUGCUCGAAAAUGAGUUGGAACGUGCUAGUAGCGGUGGUGCUUACUGCUUUAUCAUUUCUGCCCUCUUGCCGACCUGUUCCUGUUUCGGUGAAAAAAGGCCGCAGCAGCUUCACCAUCGGUAACUGUGUCUGGGUCGUCGAUCGGCCCUGCCCGGAUAGUGAUAUUCGGUUUUAUCUCUUCACCCGCUCGAAUCCGGACGAUCGACAGUACAUCCACAUUGACGAGACCUGGGAACAGUCCAAUCUGAGCUCGUCGUACUUCAAUCCCUCCCAUCCGGUGAAGGUCAUCAUCCAUGGGUACAAUGCGGACAUGUUCCUAACUCCUUUGAUAAACAUGAAAGGAGAGUACUUGUCCCGUGCGAACUACAACCUAUUCUACGUCGAUUGGAGUGAUCUUGCGCACGGUCCAUGCUACCCGUCCGCCGUCCACAAUACACGCCACGUGGGCAAGUGCAUCGGGCAGCUGGUGCAGCGUAUUAUCGAUGCCGGCACGGACAACAUACAUCUGGUUGGGUUUUCUCUGGGUGCACAGGUGACCAACUACGUGUCGACAACGGUGCGACCGUUCCGGCUGAAGCGUAUUACGGGGUUGGAUCCAGCGAUGCCCCUGUUCAUUACGGCCGCACCGGACGAUAAGCUAGAUCCUACCGAUGCCGAGUUUGUCGAUGUGAUCCACACGAACGCUUUGGUGCAGGGGAAGAUCGAACGGUGUGGACAUGUGGAUUUUUACGUUAAUGGAGGAAUACUGCAACCUGGUUGUUGGGGCUCCGGACAAAACCCAAUGGCAUGCAGUCAUCAUCGCGCACCAGAUUAUUAUGCCGAAUCGAUCCGCAGCCUUACCGGCUUUUGGGGCUGGAGCUGCCAAAGCUACGUGUACUAUCUGCUUGGCUUUUGCCCACAGAAUAAUGCGCAAGUCAUCGCCGGGGAAGAUUGUCCCACCGGUACCGAGGGCAUGUUUAUGAUAACGACCAACCCUGCUUCUCCGUUUGCAAUCGGUCGGUGGGCUGGUUUUAGCAUUCCCCAGAAGAAAGAUGCCAUUCUGAACAAGCACGGGCUGAAUCGGGACCCAUUCAUCAGCGAUAUCGAUCAGUGGGGCAAGCUCGAUAGUUCCUUCAACAAUGUGGACCACUUUCCUACCCCUUACUCACAGGAUCCAAACCACCAGGGCUCGCAGGGCGGAGAGGAUGAUGAGUGGCCAUACUUUAACCAUGUCGGAACAAGCGACCUGACCAAGGAACACAUCAGGAAAAUUCUAGAGCAAGACAAAUCACGCUACAGUGGUGACGCGUUGCCAGCGGUAAAGAGCACCCUGGCCACGACGAUCCUUCCAGCGGUGGCGCCCCCUAGCGACAACGACAUUGACGAUGCGUUCUACUUGCAAGAUUUACGGCGCCGAUUGCAGCAGAAGGAAGCGAGCGUUAUGCAACGCUACACGAUGCCAAUGUUUAAUGCACAUUAGUGCAGUUUCGGUCGCCACUAUGUCUGCACUGUGCACCCCAAAACCCCCCGCAUCAAUUAUCGUACUCUCGUGUGUUGUACGUCGUUGUUUCCCGGGGCACAGGCGGAGCCACAAGUCAUCUUUAUCUAAUUAAUGAGUCUCGCACGCCCAGUUCACUGUAAAAAGUAGUGUAGAAAGUGAAGCUACAGUACAGUCAGGAACCGGUUCUUUCGGAGGGAUGGGUGGAUAAAAAAAAGAAACAGGAAAUUAAGUGUCACACUCGCUUACCUUUGACGCAUCGCACCCUGUCCCACCUCAGAAACUUUGAUUCGUUCCGUUCUGUUCGUUAACCCAUUGUCAGCUGCUUUUGCGAGGGGCCUAGUUGCUACCCACCCUCCCCCCGAUAACUUCACUUUUCCUUGGCGUUGGAUAGUGGCGUUCAUGCGUGCAGUCAAAAUGGCUAUCCAAUCAACCCGGUUAACCACAUAUUCUAAUCAAACCUGCUUAGAACGGUUAGACGGUAGAGUAAAUACAAAAAAAAAGAAAAAAAAAGAUUCCACCCAAUGUGGCAGGUCCGCAAUCGGCUUAUCUCGGUACAAUGCUGGCACUAAAACGAAGCGUUUCGUUUGCUCCCCAACCCGGUUUCGGUGGUGACUCUUAUAAAUUGUCCUUCCUGGUUGGCGAUCGCUUUAGUGUGUUUCGGGGACGGUUUUUGUGCAGGCAAGCAAGUCAGUUUUGCGGCUUUUAGCGUACGAUCACCAUGGUGAUCUGGAGCAGCGUGACGAUCGUUGCAGUACUUCUGCUCGCAGGAGGUUCGUAGCCGUUUGUUCGUAGUGUAUGACAGUGCCAUUUUAGAGUGUAUGCCUGUUUUUUUGUUGUUAUACUGUGAAUGAUUAGGAGAUUGUGUAACAUUGGAUUUUAAAUCUUAGUCUUAAGUGUAUCGUGUGAAAUGCACAGUUAGAGAAAGCACAAGUGUAUGUAAUUGUUUGAUGGUGUGGAAUAAGGCAACUCCGUUUUGAAGAGUUUGGUAAAGGCAAAUACGAAGAGUGGACAAUAAAUAAAAGUGCAUAUCAUAAUAGUUACAUUAUAA
This is a messenger RNA of Anopheles gambiae (African malaria mosquito), 3760 nucleotides long. Its product is annotated as lipase member H-B-like. NCBI's taxonomy places the organism in Eukaryota, Metazoa, Arthropoda, Insecta, Diptera, Culicidae. The record is from RefSeq and is a predicted model, not a curated record. The transcript is spliced from 4 exons. Bases 1210 to 2691 code for a protein of 493 amino acids. Gene Ontology annotation, molecular function: lipase activity. Gene Ontology annotation, biological process: lipid metabolic process.